This is a messenger RNA of Talaromyces proteolyticus, 4159 nucleotides long. RefSeq lists its product as uncharacterized. Gene Ontology annotation, cellular component: cytoplasm. The record is from RefSeq and is a predicted model, not a curated record. The transcript has a single exon. Gene Ontology annotation, biological process: secondary metabolite biosynthetic process; amino acid activation for nonribosomal peptide biosynthetic process. Gene Ontology annotation, molecular function: catalytic activity; phosphopantetheine binding. Lineage: Eukaryota; Fungi; Ascomycota; Eurotiomycetes; Eurotiales; Trichocomaceae. Bases 187 to 3981 code for a protein of 1264 amino acids.
CUCGGCCCCAAGUUACUCUCCAACGUAGGUGAGACUAGAAUACGAAGAUUUUUGUGGAAUGAGCGCAUGUGCAAUGAAUCAGCUAUUGACGUGACAGAAUUGAUUGUUAUUAUAUGAGUUAAGCAACCUUAGGCAAAGACUGGGUUUAUUUUUCAUCAUUUUAGUAUUGCAAGUUUCAUUUUCGUUAUGGAGUUGACGUACUCUGUUUCUCGUGUUUCAAAUGACAAAGAUCAGAUACUCGGCCCUCAGGUAUUCCAUCUAGCCUGGGCAGUUACCCUUUCACAGUAUCUCAGUACAACAUCAGUUCAUUUCAGCAGCAUUGACCCAGAUGCAGCUGAGAAAACUCCAGCACCAGAGCCAUGGUAUAUUGGCCUCCAACUUGAGAACACCGUUGCUCAGGAAUACCAAAAGUUCAAAAUAAAAACCAAUGGUGUAGAGCAGAGCGACCAAGACCGUUCCGCAACUACAGGCUUGGAUCGCGAAACCUUGCUUGUUGUUGGGGCUACCGAGACAGACUUUUCUGUGAAAGACUAUUCACCCAUUGUAUUCGGUCAAAUUAAAGAGAAGUCAAUCCACGUCAAAGCAAAAUUCGACCCUGCUGUCAUCACAAAAUGGCUCAUGUACAGAGUGCUGCGCCACUUUGCCUUUGUCAUUGAACACAUUUUGGCUGAACCAAAUUCGAAGUUGGAGAAGGUCGCGAUAGUCAACCCGGAUGAUGUGGCUCAACUCGCAGAAUGGAACAGGACUUGUCCUGCUCCCGUGCGUGAUUGCGUGCAUGAUAUUAUCGCUAAACAUGUUGAGACUCGUCCCGACUCUCCAGCCGUUUGCAGUUGGGAUGGCGACUUUACCUAUCAGCAGCUCGAUGAGUUAUCCUCUCGACUAGCUGUCCAUCUCCAAAGCCUCGGUGUUGGGCCAGAGGUGUUUGUUCCUCUAAUUUUCGAAAAGUCUAAGUGGAACAUUGUCGGCACACUGGGGGUUAUCAAAGCGGGCGGUAUCUUCACCCCGUUAGAUCCCAAACACCCAGUUAAGCGACUCCAAGACAUCUGUCAGCAGACAAAGGCGAAGGUCAUUGUUACUUCCAACCAGUACAAGUCCCUUGCAUCAGCCCUGACGGAAAAUGCAAAUGUGGUUGCAGUAGGAGAGUGGGAGUCUGCGUGGUGCCACAAUCCUGGAGAUUAUGUCAGUUCUUCAGUCAGCCCAGACAACGGCUUAUACUCCAUAUUCACCUCCGGUACCACAGGUAAGCCAAAAGGAGUUGUAAUUGAGCACCUCACAUGGUGCUCAGGCAUCGGUCCUAUGAUGGAUCGCAUGGGAUUAUCGCACGAAUCUCGCGCGUACCAAUUCUCGUCUCAUGCCUUUGAUGUCAGUGUUUCCGAUAUCUUAGCUACUCUAUGCGCUGGUGCAUGUAUCUGCAUUCCAUCAGACCUCGAGAGAACCAGCAAUCUGGUUGAGUCUGCCAAUCGCAUGAAAGUGACUAUUUGCACCAUGACACCAUCCGUGGCUAGGCUUUUCAGACCUGCAGAUGUUCCAACUCUCAAGCGCAUGGUUUUCUGUGGCGAAUUAAUGACUCCAUCUGAUUUGGAAAUCUGGAGACCAGUACUACGAAAUUUGUAUGGGCCUGUCGAAACCACUGUCUUCUGUACAGGACAGGUUGGAUUGAUUCCCACUCAUCGUAAUAUUGGCUACGCAUUUGGCUCUGUGUUCUGGGUCGUCGAUCGUAACGAUCACCGAAAGCUUGCACCCAUUGGCUCCGUUGGGGAGAUCCUGAUAGAAGGUCCUAUGGUUGCUCGUGGGUAUCUCAAUGACCCAGAAAAAACGGCCAAUUCAUUUGUCGAGCCUCCAGAGUGGAUUCGCCAAUUCCGCAAGGAUGGUGGAUUUCGGCGGUAUCUUACAGGAGAUUUAGCGCGUUACAACGAGGAUGGAACUCUAGAGUUCCAAGCUCGCAAAGACACUCAAGUCAAAUACCACGGCCAGCGAAUCGAGCUCGCAGAGGUUGCCAAGCACACCCACACCAGCUUCGAAGACGCUCAAGAUGUGGUUGUGGACAUGGUUUCUCUACAGGCAAGAGGUGGCCACGAUGUGCUUGUGACCUUCGUACUCCUUUCCAGCCUCAAAGAUGAAGCUAGCGAAACUUUCAUUCUCCCUGCUAGCACCACCUUCAGACAGAAGUGCCUAUCCGCAGAAACAAAGCUACGAGAGUUUGUGCCAUCAUAUAUGAUCCCGAGCGUCUACAUUCCUGUGUCACGUAUGCCUUUGACUUCAAAUGGUAAAAUAGACCGUCGAGUUUUGAAGGAGGUGGCUUUAGGGCUAUCUUCAGGACAGCUGGAUUCAUACACGACUGCCAUACCAUCUCAACUGGCUGAGCCCUCAUUCCGCCAACCUGUCACUGAGAAGGAAAAGACAUUCCAAAAGCUCGUUGCAGAGGCAUUGAACCAAGACUUCAAGAGUAUCGGUAUGGAUGACAGCUUCUUCCACGUCGGCGGUGAUUCUACUACAGCAAUGAAACUCGUCGUCCUUUCUCGACAGGCAAAUAUCCAUUUCACCGUGCCUGACUUGAUUACCCGACCCAAACUAAGUGAGCUUCUCGCUUGGACAGAGAAGCAAAAUCUCGAGAGUAACGGCACCGGUAUACCAAAUGCCGCUAUUGUUCGAUCAAAACCUCAGCCGUUCUCCAUCUUGGGCGUCACGGACCCAGAAACAUUCUUCAAGGAUACACUUGCUCCCCAAAUUCGUUCCUUAUCAUUUGAUGAUGUAUUGGAUGUCUUCCCUAUGACUGAUAUGCAAAACCGAUUCUAUGGGCCGUGCAUAUAUCAUCAACUAUACCUGAAUGGUUCUGUGGACAAAGAGAGACUCAGAUCUGCCUGUGAACAAUUGGUAGAAGAGCGAGCCAUUUUGAGGGCCAUUUUCGCUUCUUACAAGGACUCCCUCAUCCAGGUCAUUCCCAAAAAGAGCUUCAAGAUCUCUUUCGUCGAGGAUGAAUGCGAGACCGAUCUUGCAGAAUAUGUCGGCGGCUUCUGCCAAACUGAUGUCGCAACUUCAUUGCAAGUCGGUGUCCCUCCCGUGAAAUUCAUUCUGGUCAGCAAGAGUGAAACAGAGCAUUGUCUAAUUCUUCGGAUUACACACGCUCAAUACGACGGGGUUACACUACCUAUCUUGUACCGCAGAAUCGCCAGUCUUUAUAACGGGCAUGUCGGUUCUGUAACCACCGACUAUCCUGAUUACCUCUACUCUACCUGGGCUCAGAAGGGCCCAGCGUCAUUUGAAAUUUGGAAGAACGUCCUUCAAGAUUCCUCCAUGACAUAUGUCGGAACUCAGGCAGACAUGAAGGACGCACAGCCCGCACUAUUGUACGGAGCUCGAGCUCUUCCCGUCCUGCAACCACCACUGGGGUUCACCCUCGCUACUGUUGUCAAGGCUGCCUGGGCAUUAACACUUUCCGAACACGCAAAGACAUAUGAUAUCGCAUUCGGUCAAAUGGUUAAUGGCCGCGGUCUCAACCUGCCCGGAAUUGAAGACGUUCUAGGACCCUGCUUCAACACGAUCCCAGUCCGUAUCGCUCUGCAGCCAACUUGGACUGGACUUGAACUGCUCCGAUACGUGCAGAAUCAGCACCUUCAAACUAUGCCUGUAAGCUCAAUUGGAUUCGAGGAUAUCAAAACAAACAGCACGUCCUGGGAUGCUGCAACCCCGUCGGCGACCAACGUCGUGCACCAGCACUUUGAACAUUUAGAAGAGCUCUCUAUCGAUGAACGUCUACAAUGCACAAUUAAAGAGUUCUUCGUUCCCCAGGUUCCACAGGAAGUUGUCCUAUACUCUGAGCCCAAAGAAACCCAUUGGGAAUUGGCAUUGGUCACCUCAGCGCCUGUGAUGGAUGCACAGGCUUUCGAUGGACUACUAGGAACGGCUGCCGACAACAUUCAAAGUUUGAUCGCGCAGCCAAACAAGCUUCUUGCUGACUACGGCAGCGAAGCCAGCAACUAGAUGAUCUCAAGCCGUUGAUCUCCUCUCUUUCCUUUUCACUUUGCUUUUUGGUCCUAUAUAUUUUACUAGUGUUGUCGUUUUUCUUUUUUCUUGUUGUUCACGUCUUUCGGUGCAGCUAGUUCAGUGAUUGAAUAUUGCAGAAUUUAAAUAGCAGAAUAAACACUUUCUACUUUGUUAA